Molecule: messenger RNA, 692 nt
Organism: Drosophila grimshawi
Lineage: Eukaryota; Metazoa; Arthropoda; Insecta; Diptera; Drosophilidae
Gene: Argp
Product: low molecular weight phosphotyrosine protein phosphatase 1
Exons: 4
Coding region: 133-600 (155 amino acids)
Biological process (GO): protein dephosphorylation
Molecular function (GO): protein tyrosine phosphatase activity
Source: RefSeq, a predicted model, not a curated record
CACACUCAACCAAUGCGUUUACUUUUGCGAGCGACCACUGUAGUGUUGCUCAUUCUCUCGAGUGGUGAUUGUUAGUGGUGAAAUUCAGUCGGUAAAAUUUCCUUGUGCAUUGUUGACGUCUUUUUUGACGGCAUGAAAGUUUUAUUUGUCUGCUUGGGCAACACCUGUCGCUCACCCAUGGCGGAGGCGGUCUUAAGACAGCUGAUAUUUAAAAAGCAGCUGACCGAUUGGGAGACGGAUAGCGCCGGACUGCGAGAUUGGAAUGUGGGCUGGCUGCCACAAGGACGCGCUCAGGACCUGUUGAAGCAGCAUGGCCUGAAGACUGAGCACAUGAGCCGAGAGAUAACCUCUCAGGAUUUCUAUGACUUUGACUACAUCUUCGGCAUGGAUGAUAGCAACAUUCAGGAGCUGCAGCAAAUAGCUUCCCGUUUGCAGCCACCACCAACAUGUCAAAUCCAACUCCUGGGCAGCUACUUGAAUCGCAAGGAAGAUGAGAUUAUUCCAGAUCCAUAUUUUAGUCGAGGCAUGGGCGGCUUUCAUGCGGCGUUCGCACAGAUUCUGGAGAGCUGCGAGCGUUUUGUGCAGCAGCACAGCAAUUAAAUUUCUAAAUUAGUAUUAAGUGUUUUAAUAUUGAUUUAAUAGAUGAUCAUAUGCGCUUUAAAAAAUCACUGGGCUUCUUUCUAUCUUAAAUU